UCAACCGGUCAUCACUCGUCCGCGUCCCACGGUAUUUUACUAUUUUCCCUCUCUUCGCUCUUGUCUUGUCAUUUAUUUCAUUUAUCGGAGGAGGAGGAGGAGAGUCAAUUUUCAAUCCGUCCAUUCAGGUUGAGGACAAUGUAACGGCUUGUCUCUUUUUCAAAAAGGCCUUGUAAGCGGUGACAGGAAAUUAAAACUAUACUUCGGAGUCAUGCAGUGGUUCACAUAGUAUACGUAUGUGCAGAUGUUAUUGGAAAGUAGCGGCGCAUCAUCCCGCGCGAUAAUUACACGAAGGACGCGGGGCUAUAUUGGACUUCGCAUUUUUGAGUUGAUUGAAUUCUCGUCAUCUCUUCAGCGUCGGUUAAAUUGUCACUCGAGCCCUGUGACAAAGCAAUCAAAAUAAUUUUCGACAUCGGCGAAACACGCCAGCUCGCGCGGCGCAGCUCUAUUCUCUUCUCGAAGGAUAAUACAGGCGGCGCAGCGCAACAACGGAGCGAAAACUUUUGUGUCCGGCUGGCAUAUCGACUCGGAGAGCUCUAUAUCGCAGCGCGCAGAGCAUACAAUGUUCGAUCGCCACUGCCGCUGCUGCUAAUAAAGUUUCGUCGUCAAGUGCGGCCCGCGCCGAUAGCGAAUCGAAUUCGCCUUGCACUUUUCGCGCCGUUAUUAUACAGCCGUGAAUGCCGGCGGAUAAUUGAAGAACUUAAUACCUCUGCGAGAGAUUUUUUCAACCAGGUAUACACCUGGAUGUGUGUAUAUAUUUACGGCUAUACUCCCUCGCGCGCAAUUGUGUGUGCGAAGGGGACAGAGGAGAGAGGCUGUUGUACGAGCUAUGUACCGGCGCACUGUUUUCCCACCGCACACCGCACAACAGCGAAGAUGUUCUCUUGUACUCAAGACAUACCGCUCGACUGCGUUCAUUUUCUCAUCAAUCAUUUCGACGAAACAACAGGUUGCCUGGUAACACGCGGAAAGCGAUGCUGGAAUCGAGAAAAUCUCGUUACCUAGGAAUUCCGCGACGAUGGAGGGAGAGUGAGAGAGAAAGAUCGAGUAAUCAUCGGAAAGGCAUUAAAACGCACGGUGCAGCGUUCAUCAGAGGCGCGCGCGCGCGCGCUCGACAGGGAGGACUGACAAACAAAGUAGAUUUUAUAUCGUCAAGCUCUCGUUGACUGCAGAGGUCCAGCGAAGCUCUCACGUGGCAUCGAGGCAGCGCGAGCGUUCGAGGUAGCCAGUGGCUCAGUAGUACGAGUCUAUGCGUGGCCCGGCCACAGCAGAAGCGGAGCAUCACUCGAGCGAAGCGACAAUUGCCCGGCGCAUACUACAAGCAUCACCACACAGCGAGAACAAGAGCGGGACUCCUACCGCAGCAGCAGCAGCAGCAGCUAGAAAGACCCUGAAGAGGUUACAGCGCUCGCACGCGGGAGCCAUUCUAUUCAUAGGAGGCUCGCAGGAGGCGCUUAGCGCGCCGUCGUAUCGCGCAUCCGAGCAGAGCAGCACAUCGCAGCAUCAGAGCCAUCUCGAGGAUGCGCGCGUCUCGCUCGGUCCAGCUCGAGGCUCGGCAGCGGAAGCAGCAGCCUCAGUAGUAGCAGCCGCCGCGCGACGAGACGAGCGUGCGAGAGAGAGAGCAGAGAGCCGUGCGGAGCGCAGAAGCCUGGCUCCGGCAGUAGCGCAGCAGCAGUCGCCGCCGCCGCCGGCCCCGGGGGUUAUGACGGCCAAGUCGGGCGGUCACUGCCCGUCGCUGCGUGCGAUCAAGCGCUCUUAGGUGUCUCUCUCUUUUCUCUCUUCUGUCCUCUCAUCACCUGUCCCUCUGCUCCUGUGUCUGUCGCAAUCGUCGCCUCCUCUCUUCUUCUCCCCCUCUGUCUCCCUCUCUUUCUACUUCCUUCCUCUGUCCUGUCACCCUCACACUGAUCUCGACCGCCACGACGGCGACGACGACGCCAACGCCGAGGAGAAGGAGCAGGAGAACCGGUCUCUGAAAAAGUGUGUUCAGUUGUGUUGUAAUUCCGUAUAAUCGCCGAUUGUGCCCCGCCGGCGGUUUGUUGUGCUUCGCGAAGUCUUGAAGAGAGAGAGAGAGUCAGAAUUGAAAGGACGGGACAGCGUGCAUCAGUGCUGGUGAGUGGCCGUUGCCGGAGCGAGGACGCCGCUGCUGCCGUAAGAUGAGGCCGCGGCCGGCUGCUCGGCCAACGGCGUUGCUCUCGACGCCGUUUCUCUCGCCUGGAGGACCACAGCUUACGACACGACGCUCCUCGCCGCUGCACAGGCCAGCCCGGGCGGGCAUAGCCAAGCCAUGGUGUGUCGCCCUCAUCUUGCAGCUUGCCUUGCUGCUCAGCGUCGUACCCCAAGACACCCACGGCGGAGCUUACGAGAGGGCACUGCUGAACAAGCUCCUGUCGAAUUACAAUACGCUGGAGAGGCCCGUGGAGAACGAGAGCGAGCCGCUGCAGGUGAAGUUCGGCAUCACGCUUCAGCAGAUUAUCGACGUGGACGAGAAGAAUCAGAUACUGACAACGAACGCUUGGCUGAAACUGGAAUGGACAGACUACAACCUCCAGUGGAACGAGUCCGAGUUUGGCGGUGUGAAGGAUCUGAGGAUCACGCCGAGCAAGCUCUGGAAGCCGGACGUGCUCAUGUACAACAGUGCGGAGGAGGGUUUCGACGGGACGUUCCAAACAAACGUGGUGGUCACGCAUAACGGCAGUUGCCUGUACGUCCCUCCGGGCAUCUUCAAGAGCACAUGCAAGAUAGACAUCGCUUGGUUCCCCUUUGACGACCAACACUGCGAAAUGAAGUUCGGAUCCUGGACCUACGACGGCAACCAGCUCGAUCUGGUACUCAACUCAGAGGAGGGCGGCGACUUGUCCGAUUUCAUCAUGAACGGAGAAUGGUACCUCAUCGGGAUGCCAGGCAAAAAGAACACGAUAGUGUACCAAUGCUGCCCGGAGCCUUACGUCGACGUCACCUUUACCAUACAAAUACGCCGGCGUACGCUCUACUACUUCUUCAACCUCAUCGUGCCCUGCGUACUCAUCUCGAGCAUGGCUCUCCUCGGCUUCACUCUGCCGCCCGACUCCGGCGAGAAGCUCACUCUAGGGGUGACGAUCCUGCUGUCGCUGACGGUAUUCCUGAACCUCGUGGCCGAAAGCAUGCCGACGACCUCGGACGCUGUCCCUCUAAUAGGAGUGACCAUCUUGCUAUCGCUGACGGUGUUCCUGAAUCUCGUAGCCGAGACCUUGCCGCAGGUCUCCGACGCAAUACCCUUGUUAGGAACUUACUUCAACUGCAUCAUGUUCAUGGUGGCGAGCAGCGUCGUGCUCACCGUCCUCGUGCUGAACUACCACCACCGAAAGCCCGACAAUUACGAGAUGCCGAAUUGGACGAAGACGGUGUUCCUACAAUGGCUGCCCUGGAUGCUGAGGAUGGACCGUCCCGGCAAGAAGAUCACGAGGAAGACGAUCCUCAUGAGCAAUCGCAUGAAGGAGCUCGAGCUACAGGAGCGAAGCAGCAAGAGCCUACUAGCCAACGUCCUCGACAUCGACGACGACUUUCGUAAUAUUAACAGCAGUCAGAGCGCGCCAUCCAGGGACUAUAUGAGGCAGGUGUACGGAACUCCGCUGACGGGCAGGCCGGCGACGGUCGAGGAGACCUCGGCGUCGCUGCCACUGAGCGGGACCCAGCGCGAGCUGCACACAAUCCUCAAAGAGCUGCAGUUCAUCACCGGUCGCAUGAAGAAGUCCGACAUCGAGUCCGAGGUCAUCAGCGACUGGAAGUUUGCCGCCAUGGUCGUCGACAGGUUUUGCCUGAUCGCCUUCACGCUGUUCACGCUGGUGGCGACGGUGGCCGUGCUGUUUUCCGCGCCGCAUAUAAUCGUCCAGUAGUCGAGCGCCAGCGAAUCCGCGCUCCUCCGCGAGGACGACGACGACGAAGACAGAGCCAUCGCCUCGGCUAGACUUCGAAAACGAAGUCCAAGGCGACAAAGUAUCCGGCAGCGAACGACGCCUGUUCUCCAGCCACGACGACGACGACGACUACGACUACGACUACAACUACUCUCAGUACGCCAUCAACGACAUCCGAAGAGCAUCAGCUGCAGCGCACGAUGACACCGCGAGCGACGACUGUACUCUUGUAAAACGGGCCGUAGCGCGCAUACGUACCCGAUGCAUACGUUCUCGGCGCACGCAACAGAGAUUCUCGCGUUGCAUUGUUCCCCGACGCUCUCGUAUACACAGCAAGAGUAGUAGCAGGAGCGUGUAUCUCUCGAUCGCGAGAGAUAGCGCGACGACGCGCUGGUCUAUAUCGAAUGCGCACCUAGUUCUCUCUCCCUCUCGCUCAGCCUCUCUGUCUGUGUCCGUAAGGCGUGCAAGCGGCAAAGUCGAUACCUGUAACGAGGCCCUCUACCUCAUUAGGCGAGGCGCGUAAACACACGGACCGACAUAAUUGGCCGCGCUAAUGAACUUUCGCGCGGCGGCGGCGGCGGCGGCGGCGGCCCUGGGACGACAGUCCGCGCAGCUAUACACCUACUCCAUUUCCACUUUGCUCUCUUAUUCCGUUAUACAGCAGCCGCACGCGCGUUAGUGCAGUGCACGUACGUGCCCCUAUAUACGCAACCUUACAUUAAUGCGCGCGAGUCCGCAGCGAGGAGCUGAAUUACGGGCGAUAUUCGAAUUUCAUUUCGUUUUCGAACUCGGUAUGCGCUCUCGGUGUGUAUAUGGAGUGCGCCGCUGGACACACGCCGAACAUCUGCAUAAUGGAAUUCGGCAUGCAUUCGCGCGAUGUCCGAAUUUUCGCGUCUAUAUGGACGCGUUCCAGGGCCGCUGUCUCUAUCGCUCGCGCGCGCGCACUCGGUAUGAAUUAUCGCGUCGGGCAUGAAUUUACAUGAGACGCAACUCGCAAACGAGAGAUCGGUUACACGCGCGUCAUUACGAAGAUCGUGCGCGCGGUGCGUAGAAUUGUCAUGUGCUGCGAGAAAAGAUAGAUACGAGGAUCGGCCCCCGGUCAUCGACGACGACGACGACGACGACGUAUGGGAGAGCAGCGAGACUGACACGGCCUUUACUCAACUGCCAAUACCUCGAGUCCAGGGUGGAACGAUUGUGCUUCGUCGAUGAAAUCGGCCGCGCAGGUGUACCUUUUACGAGCAGAGCUCGUCCUCGAUGACCGGAGUGUGCAAUUUCUGUAAACAGACCGAGGGAGGGAGAGAGACAGAGAGAAAGAGAUGGAGAGGAGAAGAUUACUGCCAAAAACUCUCGCCGAGAAACCUUUCGCGCGCGACGGACUCUCGAGCGCGCGUAUCUCGAGGAGUUGAACAAAGCGAGGAGAACCCGCAGGAUGCGGGACUGCGUCGUCUUCUUGUCCUAUUAAUUUUAAUGGCUCAGAUUAAAUCGACGUGUACGUGUGCUGUUAUUGUGUCUGGAGCGCGUGCGGCCGCGGAAGUUAGCGACGUGUUCGAGAGCUUGGAAAGUCAAUUACUGCUCUCGCACUCCGCGCGGCACAGCAGCAGCAGCAGCGAGCAAUCGAGGAAGCCUAAAUCAUUCGCUCUCGGUUUAUCCACCUCCAGUCUCUUGCGUGCUGCUGCUGCCGCUCCUACUGCUCUUCUGUUUCGUUAGCUAAAUUUAAUUGCAAGCUCUGAGCGUGCUUUCGUGCUUUUUUUUCGCUCUCUCGUUUAUUUCGCGCGCGAUGCGUCUGUGCAAAAGAGCAGCUGUUUUUUGUCAAGAGCGAGUUUGAGUAUAGAAAAAAAGAAAAAUUUGACUCGAUUUUUAAUCAGUCCGCUGUUGGGCGCCGUUGUUGUUUGUUAGUCGUCGCUGCGCUCGUCGAAAUGCAAUUUUCUUGUCGCUCGAGAAGUUAUACGCGCGCUCUCGCGUGCGAAAGGUCGCCCGGACGAGAGUGUAAAAACGAAAAUGAGAAUCGAAGCGGGAGCGAGCUCUCUAAAUUUUUCUCCGCUAUUCGCGGAUUUUGUUGUUCGCUAUUCGUGUCUUUCGAUUCGUAAACAGUUGGGAAAAAAUAGCGAGCGAAAAAUUUAGAGAGCGAGAGAGAACACGGCUUUGUCGUCACGAAGACGGCAAAGUUCGCAUAAAAAAUACGACAUCUCGAAGUGUUCCAAAACUGCUGACCGAAGAAGAAGAAGAAGGAUCUGUUGCUGCGCGUCGUCGCGGCGCUGGGAAGAAGUUUGUCGCGCAUAAUGUAUAUGUAUCAGCGAAAGGCGAGGCGUUUUCUCAACCGAACGAAUAAAGUAAACUUAGCACUCCUCGUCGAGAUCACGGAUAUGCGCGUGAUGUCGAUAAUCGCGAAAGUCCCUCGUUACCGACUAGAGACCACUUAAUGCAUACCUCGUUCCAUGGACGACGACUGCCGUUUCCGACGGUGAUCGUGCAUCGAACGAGGCUUCUUCCUUUCGGUAAAUGAGCAAAUUAAAAUAUAAACUUCGUCGUCAAUUAGUCGGACGUUGAUUUCGAACAAUGAAAAACGACACGUUGUAUCUUGCGUAUCCGCGUGAUUUACAGCAUUGGGUCGGUAACUUGACAGACUUUCUUGGUAGCUAUAUACCUAAGAUGAUAAAUAAACACUUGCCAACCUGUUGCCAUACGUUAAUCGAGAAAUAAAGUUUUGCAUUUUUCAACCAAAGCAGCAAACGCGUCUCUGUGUACACACACCAUUGUUACGGCGAGACUCGCCCAUCGCGACGACGAUCUCCCUCUCGCGGUAGUUAAAAUUGAAGAGAGGGAGGAAAAAAGUUGCAGAGAACGUAUACAUGACAAACAACAGAUUCAUUGUUCGGAGAGCGACGCGAGAACACGCGCGUAUAAUGAAUGUUUUCAGACGACGAUUGUGUCGCACAAGGCGUCGGGGCGAACCGAAGUAAAUAUAACGAGAUUUAACGAGUAAGGUGGGAUGGAGAAAAGAAAACUGGAGAGAAAAAGCUAAAAAAUACUAAACACAGGCGCGUGGCUGUUGGUCGUAGGCGAAAAUGAAAAAUGAUAAAAAAAAAUUAUAGGUAAAAAAACAUAAGCAGCGCUAAAAAUAUAAGUGAUAUCCGAAGUCGCAGAACAAAAAAAAAAGAUAUAUAUUAUAUAUAUAAAUAUUAUAAAUAUAUGAAUGCAUAAAAAAAUACAUCAAUAACUUUAUUGAUAUAAACGAUUGUUUUAUAUAAAAGAAAAAUGGUGACAGAUAUCGAUAUGACAGAUGCGUGUGAUGUUGACGUAAAAGAUAAACUCAUUUGUAAUUUGUAUCGCACGCGCGCCAUUAUAUAUAUUAUUAGAGGAUGUAUAAUCGUAAGGAGCACGCUGCGGUGCGCCGUCGUAUUGUAAAACCACACGAGGGAUUAUACAUAUAUACAUAUUAUUAUUACUAUUAUACUUAAUGAGUUUAAUAUUAAGAGAAAUCUAAAAACUAAAAACGAAUGAGAUUAAAAAAAAGACGUUUAUACGUGUAAAGAGAUCCACACCUAAAAUGCCUCCCAGGUUAUAUAUAUAUAUAUAUAUACAUAUAUAUUAUAAAUAUAUAUUAUAUAAACGUUAUUCGAUGUAAAAAGGACUCGAACUAUAUAUAUACACACGCGCACUCGCACUCACACACAGACACAGGCACACGAACAGACAUAUAGAUGUAACGUAUGAUUAAAGUAAGAUUAUUUAUACUAAUAAAAGAUAAGGGUCGAAGUUAUUCGAGGUUAAAAAUGAAAUCCGCCACGAAAGAACAAAAUAAUCAUCAUCAUGAGAACAACAACAACAAGAACAGCAACAACAACCUCGUCUGUCGAAAAAAAUAGAAACGCGUUGCCGAUUCUCGAUACAUCAUCACAUGUUUCUUCCAAAAAUUACACGUACUUAUACACGAUUGUGCAUCAGAGUCCAGAGUCGAGUCUCGCGCGAAACUGCGCCAGUGCAAGGCCUUCAAGACCCCGCGGAGCUUCCGUGUACAUCUAAAAGCGAUCAAAAUUCAUCACCGAAUCCCGGAAAAACAUAACGAGCUUAGCGCGUCGCUCGUAAAUUUUCGUUUGCGCUCAGCGGGCGCAUCAGGGCCCGGUAUUAAACGGCGACGACGUGAGAGAAAGAGCUAGGGACUAGCACAAUAAGCGCGGCCGAACAAAGAAACGAAACGCGCGAGCGAGCUUUUGAUCGAGGAGCCCACUUAACCCGCCUUCAUUUGCGGUUAAUUGCCGGGCGUCAGUCACCCCGCGGAGAGUCGUUUUUCUUCCGCGGAUUAAUGGCUCCUCCGCGCUCGCGCGCAUCGCAAACAAUGCCGCACGUUUUUCGUUACUCCGCACGCUCGAGUGUCAUUUGCAUUCCUUCCCGCGGUUAUAACGCGCGGAGUUUCGAUUUAUUUCUCGGUCGGCUGCUUGUGUAUUGAUUAGUCAUAGCCUAUCGAGCGAUUCGCUCUUCCAACUUUAUCUCCGUUAUAUACCCGAUGCUCUCAAAGGAAUACAGUCGUCGCGGGGGCGGGCGGAAAGCUUAACGAGGGUGAAAAAGACGACGAUCCAUUAUUUUGUCGCUCGCUCGCGUAAAGCAAUGAAUGAGCUCGUUUUGUCUCUCUGAAUGGACUUUUCUCAUUAACGAGCCUUUAGUUUUUUCUUUUCGUCCUUCCGCAGCUGCUGCUUCACAGGCGCAGGUUCGCGACGACGACUCGAAUACUCUCUCUCUCUCUGUGCAUUGUACGAGUAUACACUCAACUUGGUUCGCUCUUCCAUUUUAACGAUAUUAGUUGUGCGCUAGAGUUUAACGCGGUAUAACGUAUAUGAGUAUAAUACACUGAAGGUUUUUACGUUUGUUCGACGGGGGAUUUUUACUUUGUGAAACGUUGUAAAUAUACAUGCCAAGAGAUGUGUAAUAAGGGAUGCGGUUCCUUUUUUCCCCUUUCGUUGUUCGGGCUUUUCGAUGUAUUAUUAUUAUCUCAUCGCGCACACACACACACACACACUGUAGCUUCGUCGAAAGUAUAUAAGAUAUGACGUUGAGAAAACAGAAAAUAAACAAAACCAGUAUUGAUUAGCCAAUUAUUCGAGGAUAUUUAUAUAACGUACACUCGCACGUAAGCUGGAGAAGGAGUAUGUAGGCGAGCAUUAUAUAUAUAUAUAUAAAUAUUAAGCGCUGCAUUAAUACACACACACACACACACACUCGCUCACCAAGAGCAUUGCAAGUAUUAUACACACACGAUCUGCACACGUGCGCGCAUUAUAUGAUUAAUGAAAUUACAAGAUAUACAUAUUAUACAUAAAGAUUACUACAUAGCGCGUAUAAAUAACAUACGUGAAUAAUUAAUUGAUAAAAAAAAAGGAUGAAGAUGAUGACGGGGUGCAUUGUAAAAUAAACCGAAUCCACUAAAAUCGAGUACAUAAUAAAAAGAUAAAUAUGAACGGGGGGAGUGAGAGAAAAAGAGAGAGUGGUGGUGUGUAGCUAUGUGUGCGAAUGCGAGAGUUUGUUUAAAAGUGACACUUGCGUAUAGCACGAACUGUUGAUAAAACAUAAGGUUAACCAAUUAAUUAAUAAUCAAUUAAAAGAAAAACACGAAGGAAUUGAAUUAGGUUUACAUAUAUAUUGUAUAAAUACACACAAACACACGGGCAACGCGUCAAGUCUGUCCCCGCAUCUUCGUAUAAAUAUGAUAUAUAUAUAUAUAUAUAUAUAUAUAUAUAUAUUAUAUCUCUGUCUCUGUUCCUAAAAAUGCGAAAUCUCUCUGUGUUUCUCUCGGUGCGAGCAUAAUAUAAUGUAACACACAGUAGCGUGUGUGUGCAGCACGUAUUGUGCACAAUCGAGAAGUCCUGGCAAUCGGAAAUUGUUUCGACGACUAUACGUGUGGCGCGCAUACACGCACGCACGUAUACCUCUCUAUGUAUAUUAUAGCAUAUAUUUUCAAUGAUCAACCUUACAUUGCCUCUCCCGGCACUCGCUCACUCUUUCAAUUUAUAAAUAAAUCGAUUUUCCAUUUUCUCUCUCUCUCUCUCUCUCUCUCUCUCUCCAGCUCGCUAUUCCGCGUUAUAAUAGCCGCUGCAGAAUGCGUUUAAUCGAAGGCCGUGAAAGUUUAUACACUGCAACUGUUUGCGCGUUUUAUUUCUCUCUAUCCUCCCUUUACGGGAUGGGGCAUAUAAGAGAGAGCGGGAGAGGAGCUUGAAGUUAUGCACUCUUUCAAUUUUAUCCCUGUACACAAUUAUACACACGCGCCGUUCUCUUUUUACUCCCUGAUUUUCGCGUCAUCGCAAUUUAUUGUUAAUCACAUUGUGUAAACUAUACGCCGGAAAAAGAGGAGAGUACACGUGCCAAAACCUAUUUUUAAAGAUGAUUGCUCUGUACAUGAUAUAUCGUCUCUGUAUAAUUCAACAGACCAAAAGACUUCCUUUCGAUUUCAUUCGCAUUUGUAGGACUUGCGUAUAAGAAAAGAAAAAUAUGAAAAAGAAAUUGAAAAAAAAAAAAGAUUGACAUCGUUUUCCACACGCUGCCGACGACAGGAACACGUUUGAACAAUCGGGUCCGCGCACUCGUCCCCGUUGUAUUCAUCACCACACAGGUUUAACUAAGACGAUUACGUAUAUUAAAGUAAAAUAAUAAUAAUAACAAUAAUGAAUAACUAAUGAUAAUGAAUAAAAAGAAACCACCGGCGAAUUAAUAAACUAACUAGAUAAACAGGUGAAAAACGAUACUCGAGAUAAAGAAAUUUUUCUAAACGAUAAGGAUAAACACACGCACACGCACAUCCUCGACGGAGAGCAUAAAAAUAAAGUUCGAAACCGCAUUUUUCUUAUAUAUACACCAAUUGUUAAGGGUACAUCGACGAACACGCAGAUAUGUAUAAUUAUAUAUUUAAAAAGCUAACAGAAAAAAAAAUAAUUAAAAAAAAUCUUCACGUAUAAGUACAGAAGCACCGAAGCCGCGUGUCAUGCUCAAAUUCCUUAGUAAGUCACAGUUACGAUUUAUCGCAGCAGCAGCAGCUCGAGAAUCGUCGCGUCUCUUACUCCCGCCCUCUCGAAUCGAACGCGCGCGUAUAUUCCACGAAUAUACAAAUAUUUCAAAAUUAUUCCGAGGCGAGCUUCCACGCAGGCCGGCGAAAAUAAAAAAAAAUAAUUAAAAAUAAUAACCGCGCGGAAUAACUUUCCACCUCAGCGUAGCGCGAAAUUCUAAAAUUUCGCCCGGCGCCAAGCGCAUAUAAAUUAUAAACGAACACGCGCGCGCGCGCUCGCACAUAGGCGAAUAAAAAAAGAAUCCGAUACGCGCGAGAGCCGAAUAAACUGCGGGAGACAGAGACGCCCCGAUGUCGGCGCGAUAAAUUUUAAUUAUAUAUAGGUAUACAUGAUAAAAACAAAAAACAGCGCGAGCGGAGAGCGAUAAACAAACGGUAUGUUAUAAUACAAAUACAUAAUCAACCUUAACUCUAAAAGCUAAUGGAAUAGAUAAAGAAGCCUGUGCGGCGGGACAAAAGAUUCAGUGAACGAAUAGCGCGGGGCAGGGGAGGCCGAGCCGCAAAAACGAGCGAAAGAGAGACAAAGUGCUCGCUGGGAGUUACGACGCUUCCUUCCUCGUCGUUUUUUCUCCGUGUUUUUUUUUUCGCCGUAAUGAGACCGCGGGAAAUUAAAAUUGUACCAAUUCGAAAGUGGGCGAAAAUUUGGAAAACCGCACGGGACUAGCUCCGCGAAAGCAACAGGCUAACGUAUCGCGUAUACGUUAUAAAAGCGUCUCUCCCUCGCGCGCGGCAACUGCGACUCGGCCUCGACUGCGCCGCGUCAUCUAGAUGUAUACAUAUAUAGAGCGAGAGAACGCGUCGAAUGUACAUAUAUACAUAUAUGAAAAAAAUAUGAAUUUAUCAUUUUUAUCCGACGUUUACACAAGAUUUUAUCUGACAGAUUUACCGAUAUAUAUAUACAUGUAUAUAUACGAAAUACGAUAUAUAUACUUUACGAGAGCUUUUAUUGUCCGCACGAGUGCGUGAGCGCGAGCAGCAGGCCGUAUCCAACGUUUUACGCGCGUGAUCGCGGACGCCUUCCUCUGUCUCUCUCACUCUUGUCAACUUCACGAUUCUGUCGCCUCUUGUUCUUCCGUUACGCUCUCGCUCUCACCUUUACCUCGUUCUAUGCUUUGUCGGCUCGACCGUCGUUAUAUAUAUAUAUAUAUAUAUAUAUAUAUUUCCCGCUUAUAAGAAAAAUCAGAUACUGUAUUAUUAUAGAUUCGGCUUUUAUCGCAGUUUUUCCGUUAUGUUUCUUAAUACACCGUUUAGCACAGCCGCACACAUACGGAAGCAGAAUAAUGAAAAUAAACGCAUAUAGGAUUUACGUGCUAUACUACUCGAGCAUAUGUUAUUAUAGUGUAACGGCGAGGCGUCUAUUGUCCGCGCUGAUCGCACGCGCGGCUGUUUUUCGAAUUUUACGACAAUUUGACACGGGGAAUUACGAUAAUCACUUUUGUAUAAUGACACGUCUUUGCGUAUGUUGAAUUAUAUAUGAUGUGCGACGACGACGACGGCGACGAUGAUGAUAUAUAUAUAUAUAUAAAAAUAUAUAUACAAAAAAUUGUUACGUGAUGAGAGCGGAUAAAUGAAUUAUGUAAUAAAUAUAUGAUAUAUUGAUAAACAAGAGAAGAGCGAGGAUUAAAUUGUAAAAGGCGCGCGAGAUUUUAGCGAGUAACGAUGAUUAUUACUAAACCGAGGAACAAAUGUUAAUAAUAAAACGAGCGAGAGAGCGAUCAUGAGUGUGCAGGUAUUGAACGAUAAAUUUAAUAAACUUCAUCCGGUGUAAAUGCGUGUGUGCAAGGACAUAUACAUAGAACGUGUGCAUCAGCGUCAACUAAAAAACGAUAAAUAAACAAAUAAAAUAAUUGAUUAAAAAAUAAAUAAUAAUAGAGAGAGCGCGUAUGGAUAAAUAAUGGAAAAGGCGCUGAGGUACAGGAAGAGGAGCAUAGAAACGACCCGACGGGAAUAGAACAAAGCGCGCGUGCACGAGAGAGCCAAGAUUUUAUUCGACGUGUAGCGUACGUAUAUAAGCGAGCGCGGGGGAUGUAUAUGUACUCGGGAAAAGUAUUCGACGCAAUAUUGCGCCGAGCACUCGGGGCCGCCGCGACAGAGAAAAAUCGCUAGGAGUAGAGCGUCGUGAGAGAUAUUCGUACGAGGCCGUUUAAUAAACAAUACAUUAUUAUUAUAAAUAUAUAUAUAUAUAAUAUAUACGAUAACUGAAUAUAUUAUAUAUAUAUACAUAUUACCGCGUAAUUUUUCAUACGAGUUAGAGAGACUUUAAAAAAACUACGAUUAAUAUAAAUAUGCAUACACGCGAUAAAGUAUAAAUAAUUAAAACCAAAAAGAACGUGCUAUAUGGCGUGAGUCUGCGUGCGUGGGUGUAUGGCUGCAUGAUGAGCGUGGGUGCGAGGGGGAUGGACGACGAGGAUGGCGUUUUAAUAAUACUAAUAAUAAUAAUAAUGAUAAUAGUAAAACCAUUGAAUUUAAAAGAAACAAGAUGAAAAAGGACAAAUAAAAUACGAUGCUAAAAUUAUAAAAGCGAAAGCUGAUAAACAAUACAUCCGCAUACACAGGGGCGAAUAUAUUAUAUAAUCAUAUUGUGUAUCGUCGAUUGCUGCACGUACGCGCGUUAUAUACUAUAUACCGUACGCAUAUAUAUUUCGCGGGAGAUAUAUACACACAUAAUAGCGACAACGAGAAAUUCCGAUCGAUUUUAUGAAGGAGCGGGCGCACACGCGUAUGUGUAUAUAUAUAUUUUUUUUUUCUGCAAAGUUAUAUAUUAUACUGUACCGAUGUUUUUGCGUUUUUGUAAAUCCAGUAUAGCGUGUGAUAUAACGUAUGUAUAAUUCGAAACGCUUUGAAGUCGUCUCUUUCGACGAUCCGAAAAAUAUAUGGACGACAUCCGAUUACAUACUAUACAGCCGGAGCGCGUCUGACGGCGAUGCCGAUUGCGGAUUAAUAAUCAACGCUCGAAUGCCAAUGAGAGAGCGCAUAAAUUAAUUUCAAUCGAUCGCCGCUGCACGUCAUUGCGAUGAAAUUCAGUGCGCCGCAUAGGCCAAAUCCUACCGGCGACGACGCGCGCCGUGAAUUCGUAAUCAGUGCGGUAAUCAUGUAAUUAUCGCGAAAGAAGAUGUGUGCAUACGAAGCCGCGCGUAAUCCGUAAAAUCUGUGCGUUUGCAAUUCUUUGCCCGAAAUUUAAAGCUAUAGAAUUUAUAAGUACACGUCGUUUUUUAUUUCUCAUUUUUGUAUUCCCAUCGAAAAAUUUCCGCAGCCUGCGCGCGAAGGAGAAAAAAACUCGACGCGCGCACGAUGUGUAACGAGCGGAACAAAGAAUUGGGCUUUUCAAAGGUAUAGAGGCUGCGCUGCAGAAAACACGAAAAACCGCCGGGAGAGAGCAGCGCGUCAUUUCCGCCGCGAGAGACGUGUUAGGCGCGCGCGCGCGAGAGAGAGAGAGAGAGAGAGAGAGAGAGAGAGAGAGAGAGAGAGAGAGAGAGAGAGAGAGAGAGAGAGAGAGAGAGAGAGAGAGAGAGAGAGAGAGAUAAGCCAAAGGGUUUGCAGAAAACAAAAAGAGAGUAGCGCGCGCACGAGUGACUUAGAAUUUUUCCUUCGCACAAAGGCGCCUGUACUAUGGAUAUUGCGAAAAAAAAAAUAUAUACACGCAUACAAGCCGGGACGAGAGAUGAGAGUUUUCGAAAAUGUCAGGAGGAAUGCUAAUAAAAAAUAUGAACAAAGCGCGCGCGAGACAAUAGGUUAUUACGUAUAGAGGAUAGACAUACACACACAGCCACACACGAAAACACGCACACGAACAGGCGCGUCGCAGUUAUAUUUUAAAACCGACGAAGAUGAAGAAAAAUGCACACACACACACACACACACGUGGAGCAUAAACGAGACACACAGCGUACGAUUUGUACAUAGAUAAGGGCGUUAGCAUGUAGUAUCGAUUAUUAAUGUUACGUAUAGAUGCGCGAGGCAAGAUGCUCGAAUUUUUUCUUUCGUUCUUCCGGCUGAUGAACAAAACGAAGCAAAAAGCAAAAAAAGGAAACCACACAGCAACGGCGACAGCGCGUUAUCGACCGCGUCGAUAAAAUUGACAGAACGAGAGGAGGAGAGAGAAAACGGAGUAAACGACACUUUAUAUUUUCCUCACCAACACAGCCACACGAACACCCGGUUGUAUUGUAUCUUACGUUGAUUUUUCGCCUUUAUACUGUUGAUCCUCUCCGACCCCCAUACUGUCUCUUCCGCACUUUUUAUAGAAAAGAAAAAACAAGUAAUAAAGCUUAGAACAAGCUCCUCUGUCUGUAACGAGCUAUAACGCGAAUCGCGUGUGUUAUAACCGAAUUUUAAAGUGAGCACACACGCAUCUCUUCCGCCCGUACGAAUAACGCGCUGUACAACUCCGGCGAGUUACUCAUGGAUAUGGUGUACCUCAUGCGUGUCACGCGAAUCGCAAGUCGCUCCUCGUUUAAGCAGUUACGCUGUCAAAGAAUCAAAAAAACCAAAGCCUGCCAGCUCUAGGAGCACAGUCUAUAUACACUAUACCCAAUCUCGAGGGCGACGGCCAUUUUGUGGAGCGCAAUAGGGGACGCCAUUUCGUGAGCCGCUACGCCACGAGCUAAAACUAUUAGGGAGAUGAUCCACACAUGCGACACCUAUCAUAGAGUAUAUUUCAGAUCUUACAUUGCACUACUGUCUAUCGUAGCGAAUGCUGUAGGCUUAGCUCGGUCGGAAUUCACGGAUUCUCGAGCGUCGCGCGGCUUGGCGAAUAUAUAUUUCAUUUUCUUGAUAACGACGCGCAAUACACGACUCCUAUUAAUUUUAAGAAGAAUCGAAGCUAAUAUCGCUCGCACGACAGGACGGAGUUAGGACUUUAAACGUCCGCGCGACGCUGGACAAUCGCCGGCCGUUAAUCGUUGUAGAAACUCUAUUGUGAGAAAAAAGUAACGCAAACAGAUGAAACACACGCUCACCUACACAAACGAACAGAAAAAAAAAUGCAAGAAAGAUACUACUGAAUCUUCGUAUACCCGCUCUUUUUCUCUAGUCUCUUAGCGUAUCGUACCUUCUGGAGAAAGAGAGACAGACACACAUACUUACACACAAUAUCACACAUACGCGUACGUAAUUAAGCGAUCGCGAAAAAAAAUAAUGGGAUAAUCGAAGGUAAUUUAACAGAGGUUGGGCUCUGCGCUUGUUCCCGCCGCAGGAUUAAUAUUUAAGGAGCAAACACGAGGGAUGUACUUCGAGCGAAGAUUAUAUGUACAUGAGAGCGAGUUGAUAAUGAUGAUGAUGUGCGCGAAGGUUGUGGCGAGACGAGAGUUUUCGAAUAUUAUAGAGGAGAAGAAAAACGUACGUUAAUUGUGGCUCAGUUCCAUCCCGCGAACUCUCUCGAUUUCUAUGAAAUAUGUCGACACGCAAAAUGAACGACGAGGAGGUGGAAGGAAAAAAUUAAGAUAAAUUUUAAACUAAAGAAUUACGUCGCAUACACUGCUCUAGGGCCUAAGUAUAAGGAUAAAGCAUUAUACCUAACCCUCGACUCGAGAUGAAGGAAGGAAGGGAUAAACGCACGCAUUUUGUCUUAUAACGAUUCAAAACGAUUUAAGCAAAAUAAAGUCUGUAUGAUGAUCUGUAGCGACAUCUAUAUUUAGAUCUCUGGCUCACUUUCUUUCUGCGCCCGUUUUGUCACGAUAUAUUAUAUCAUAUAUGUUAUGUAUUAUAUUAUAUUAUAUAUGGUAAUUUUCACGCGUGUAUGUGUAUACUUUACGUUAUUGUUGUAUGUACUGUGACGAUUGUUUACUUUCGACGAGUUUUCUUUUCCGUUGUACGUUCUACUCUAUAAAUGUGUAACGGCUUUUUUGUUCGAGAUAAAAGAUAACGCCUAAACGAAAGAUAAAUCAAACUAUUAACAAACUCAUAAAAAUGAAAACCGAUGGUAUCUAAAAAAGAAACAUCCUUUCACACGAAAACACAAACACAGCACACAUAUAGUUUGCAACAACUCUUCGUCAAUCCAUUAAUUUCGCCUUAAAUUCCUUGCUUUCUAUCAAGCCUUUCGUUGAAGAGGAAAAAAAGGAUCGACAAAAAAAAACGUGAAAAGAAAAAGAAAACACACAAAUAUAUCUGCACAAUCUAGUUUUCUGUGUCUCUCUGCCUCCGUCCAAGAAUUUCCUACUUUAAUUUUUACUCGCACACUUUUACGAGAAACCUUUUUAAUACAAAAGAAGAAGAAGAAGAGGAAGAUGAAGAAAAAAACUAAAUUACUAUUUGAUAAUUUUCUUGUAAAACUAUACGAAUAAACGAAAGAGAGAGGAGGAACUCCCCUUUUAAAAACGAGAAACGUCUAAACUGUCAGUCGCUAACAAAAAGAUAAAAGUAUGAAAGGGAAAUAAGAAGAAGACAAAAAAAUGAGAGAGAGAGAGAGAGAGAGAGAGAGAGAGAGAGAGAGAGAGAGAGUAAGAGGUUUUACUUGUAUAACGAUCACGACUCCCCCGCCGGGUCGCGAGGAUAUCAAAAGAAAAAAAACUUGGUUUACGUACAUAUAGGUAUAUACAAUACUUCUCGUUUUAUUCGCCGCGAGAAAGAGACGAUUAAACCAAAAAAAAGGAAACAAAAUGUAUGAGCAUUCGCUAGAUCUUGUACUGACAUUGUAAUUCCCUUAUGUAAUUACACGCAUGCGAAAUACAGAAACAUAUUAUUGAAAAUAA
Messenger RNA from Nasonia vitripennis (jewel wasp), 17639 nucleotides. It is a transcript of the gene nAChRalpha6, whose product is annotated as nicotinic acetylcholine receptor alpha 6 subunit. The record is from RefSeq and is a predicted model, not a curated record. Gene Ontology annotation, cellular component: neuron projection; synapse; postsynaptic membrane. NCBI's taxonomy places the organism in Eukaryota, Metazoa, Arthropoda, Insecta, Hymenoptera, Pteromalidae. The transcript is spliced from 20 exons. Gene Ontology annotation, molecular function: acetylcholine-gated monoatomic cation-selective channel activity; transmembrane signaling receptor activity. The coding region runs from base 2154 to 3872 and encodes 572 amino acids. Gene Ontology annotation, biological process: signal transduction; chemical synaptic transmission; regulation of membrane potential.